Messenger RNA from Tigriopus californicus, 3490 nucleotides. RefSeq names its product E3 ubiquitin-protein ligase RNF10-like. Gene Ontology annotation, molecular function: transcription cis-regulatory region binding. Gene Ontology annotation, biological process: positive regulation of transcription by RNA polymerase II. The transcript has 5 exons. The coding region runs from base 524 to 2995 and encodes 823 amino acids. NCBI's taxonomy places the organism in Eukaryota, Metazoa, Arthropoda, Copepoda, Harpacticoida, Harpacticidae. The record is from RefSeq and is a predicted model, not a curated record.
GCCACACUGUUGCGUUUCAGCUCAGAAGGUCGUCCAUGUUGGAAGAGAGACAGACGUUGGUGUGCUCCUGGAUUUGUUCAAGUACGGCGUGUACUCCUCACGCCCCCGUGCCCCGUUGUUGCAGUCCUGCGCCGGCUGGUUCCCUCCGGCCGCUUCGCCCUCGUGCCCGUCUCCCGCCCGUGAGUGACCGCCGUGUGACCGGUCGCUACCGCUGGGUGGCUCCACUCGUCCAUCCAUUUCCCCGUGCCCGUGCGUGUUUGUGCGUGUGUGCUUGAGUGUGGCAUCACUCACUCACCCGCAUUCCGCCCCCACCUCGUCGCUCGCUUUGCCCGCUUCGAUUCUGUCCACUCAUUGGAUUGAAGACCCGGAUCUUCGCCCUUUUUUCUUUGUCCGUCUCAUCAUGGCCGCCCAAUGAAGAUGUCGCCCGUUUGUUCACGCCCUAUUCGCCGCCGCUGCCGCCGUGUUGCCGCUCUUGCCGGUCUCCGGUCCCGCUCGGGGACCCCCCGUCGUGGCCGUCUAGUCCAUGAGUUCGUCCCCCGGGUUGAUUGCCUUGCCCGUUGCCGCCUCGUCUCGGUCGCUCCCAUUGACGCCCCCCGCUGCCGUGAGCAUGGCCUCCGCGCCGCCUCUGCCACCGUCCGCUUCGUCGGCCCCGCGUUCUUCCUCUCAUCAACGCAACCCGGGCCUCAUUAAUGCUAACGGCGGUCUGGAUGCCAAAAAAGGCGACUCAUUGCCCGGAUUUCACCAUGGAAAGUCUGGCAAGUCGGCUUCAGCCCGACAUCGAGGAUCUCGUGGCCCCAAACCCGACUCCGUUCAAGGUGGGGCCCGAUCCCACACCAAUAGUAACCAACCUCAAACUUAUGGCAAAGGUCGCUUUCAACCCAAGCGGUCUGCUCAACGCCAUUCCUCCGGAUAUCAAUCUGAAGAUUCUGUGGCCUUGGCUGUAGCCCCGGCGGAUGAGUUUGAAUAUGGAUCAGUUUUUAAAUCUGGAUGCAAGAAACGCAAUUUCAACCACUUGUUGAACUUUCAAUAUGAACCCCGCGGAAUCAAUCAACCUCGCCGGCAGACGGGCGAAUAUAACGCUCGUUCGUAUGGAGGCACACGGCGUAAGAAUUCCGGCAACUAUCGACCCAAAUACAAGAAAGAACAAUACCUUCAAGCCAAUUGUCAAUUUGUGGUUCGAACGGAUGGCGACUAUACGGCCAAUCUGACCAAUCCAGAUUGUAUCGUAGACUGGGACUUGGUGGAACAGGUGGGCCUUAAGACGAGUGGUGUACCCUCUUGCCCAAUUUGUUUGUAUCCACCGACGGCUGCCAAGAUUGCUCGAUGUGGGCACAUCUUUUGCUGGUCCUGCAUUCUUCAUUAUUUAGCCCUCUCCGACUAUCCAUCGAGAGACUGCCCAAUCUGCUUCGUGGCCAUUUUCAAGCAGGAUCUUAAGAGUGUGGUGUCCCUGCUCCAUUCGGAUUACAACACGGGCUCCGAAAUCGAAAUGAGACUUAUGCGGCGAGAAAGGAGUUCACUUUUCGCGGUUCCGGUUGGCCAAUACCAUCCGGAGAUCAACAAGAAACACCCGUCCGUCUCGAUGGCCAACAAUUCCUACUCGCAGCUUUUGCUCGCCUCGCCGUUUGAAGUGGCCAACGAGAUCAUUGCCCGUGAGCGCAAUGAAUUGGAAGAACAAUAUCGUUGUGACAAGGAUGAACCGGAGUCGUGCUUUAUCCAAGAGGCCCUCCAAUAUUUAACUCAACGUGAGGCUUUGAUCCGGGCUUGCAAAGGAUUCACUGCAACCAACAAUAUCAAGGGUCAUAGCCUGACUGAAGUGAAGGAGUUGCAAGAGAUCCCUGCUCCUGUGGACAAGCUUGCCAACACCAUGGCCAAUAGCCCAUUGAGUAAGUCUCCGGAUGGUGAUGAGGAUGUUGGUCAGCUCGAACGUCCUCGGCAUCUCAGCUCGAGUAGUGACGGAGCUAGUAGCGUUGAAAUCGAAAUGGAGGACGACGCUAUCACAGCUGAAGAUCUAGACUUGUCGAAUCUUCAGCCCGCCAAUAAGAAUGAGGAAGAUGGAGUCAAUUCAAGCGAAGUGCUCAGCCGAAGCAACGUGCCUAAAGACACGUUCUACUUCUAUCAAUCGGCCGACGGUCAACCCAUCUAUUUGCACGCUCUCAACGUUCAAAUGUUGGUCCAUCAGUUUGGCUCGUUCGAGAACUGCCCUUCAGUGAUCAAGGGUAAAAUUGUGGAGAAGGACAGCACGGCCAUGAGCGAGGAUUUACGGAACAGGUUGCGAUAUCUUCGUCACCUGCCCAUAACUAGCAUGUUCGAGGUGUGCGAGUUGCAACUGAGCAUUCCCGCCCACUUUUCGCCCGAAACCUUGGCCCUAUUCAAAGAGCAGAUCGAAAGCCGGCGUCGAAAACGUGCCCGUCGGGCUCGAGAUGAGAAACGUCGCGAAAAGAAAAUUCAAUUGGAAGAGGACAAGUUGUUGGGCAAGUUCCCUGGAGCCAAGUUGAGGAUUGAGUCCGAGUUCCAUUUCCCGGAGGUUGGACGGGGUCCAGCUUUAUUGGAUAUCGAGCAUCCUACCCUUAACGAAAGCUUUGCCUCCUCAAGAUCAACCGAAUCGUUGGACUCAGUUGAGGGUAAUGUUGGAUUGGCCUCGCAAGGAGUACAAUGGGGAAGACCACGCCCCGUCGACGAGACUAUUCAUGAGUCAGCGCCCGCAAGCAAGAGCUUUGCCACUAUGUUGAGACGUGGCGCACCCAAUCAUUCGAGCGCUUUGAAGAGAAGUGAGACUUUCCCUACUCCUGUUGCCCCUCGACCGACCAACCAUUCGGAUAGCGAACCUGAACCCGAAGGCUAUGUGCCACCUCCCCCGCAAGCCAAGCUGGGCGACUCUUUGGCUCAAGCUUUGGAACAGUUCUCGCUAAAUAAGGCUCAGAAUCCGAUCUCGAAGGAUAAAGGACGCAAGAAAGGCAAGAAGAUGAAGGGCACGAAGUUUAGCUUGACCGGUUAAAAAGAGACCAUUCUAUUGCAAAUCUUGCUUUCCCAGAUGUAAUCAUUGAUCCAACUUCUUACUCAUCACAGAUUAAAUGACAUUUUUUUUUUCAUUUUACCAUUUUGCAAUUGCAAGUAAAUUUGGAUAUGCGUUCAUGCACUAUGACCACGCUAUCCAUAAAGAGGUAUUCGAUCGAGUCCCUGGCGCGGUAUUGAUCCCCGUAAACUGAUCGAAGUCCAUGGGUUUUUUUUCUUGGGGGAGUUCAUUUGCUUUGUGUCAAAUUCAAGAAUAUUGAUAUGUCGAGCAAAUUUGUUGGCCUUUUCUUCAAAGACCAACUAGUCUGUGAUACAAGUAACCGUGAGAAGUAAGGAUUAACAAUAUCUUUGUAAUCAAAUCUAUUCUAAUAGUGUAAAUAUCUGUUGAGCACAACUUUGUCAUGGCUGGAAAAGGUUCUUCACUGAUUUAGGUUAUGACCAAAAAAGAUCAAAUAAACGGUGUCUACGCUAUUAUGAA